CUGUAUAUCCUAACCUGGAGGCGACGGGGCUCCAGCGCAGGAUGUUCAGGAGGAGAGAGUCUCUCCAGCGCACCGAUGCGGCCAUUGGCCGAUCGCACUGACAGCUCGUCCGUUGAUUGGUUAGGAUCAGAAGCCCGACCCCUUUCACUCCAACUAGAGGACCAUUCAUAAACUAAACAAUUCCAGCACUCACGGCUGAGUCUGGGCAACUGCACAGUGGCGCACAGUUUUCAUGCGCAAACGCAAGUGAAAAAGAUGAUGACAUGACGAUCGGAGAUUUAUCCUACAGCUGAUACGGGCUUGGAGAACCAGCGCCCUCAAAACGUGUUCAAGUUGACUUGGAAAAGUAGAGUGGUAUUGCGUUGCAUCUCGAUCUGCUUCCUGCCUCAAACUUGACGUCCAUCCGCUGUGGGCGCAAACUUAAUCACUGCUUUUUUCUUCUUUUUUUGCUGGGAGUUGUGCCUCUGGCUUCACCGGUAAGCAUUGGAUCCAUCGGCGUAUUGCGAAACUCCGGUGUACAGUCCGGAUCUGUGCCCAAAUAUGAUCGCAACGCAGGCAAAGCUGGUUUACCAGCUUAAUAAAUAUCACAACGAGAGAUGCCAAGCGCGCAAAGCGGCCAUCGCCAAGACCAUUCGAGAGGUGUGUAAGGUGGUGUCGGAUGUGCUGAAGGAGGUGGAGGUCCAAGAGCCCCGUUUCAUCAGCUCGCUAAGCGAGAUAGACGCGCGCUACGAGGGCAUGGAGGUCAUCGCACCCAACGAGUUCGAGGUCGUGCUUUACCUGAACCAAAUGGGAGUCUUUAACUUCGUGGAUGACGGCUCGCUGCCGGGUUGCGCCGUGCUCAAACUCAGCGACGGCCGCAAGAGGAGCAUGUCUCUGUGGGUAGAGUUCAUCACCGCCUCCGGUUAUCUAUCUGCCAGAAAGAUCCGCUCCCGCUUCCAGACCCUGGUGGCUCAGGCCGUGGAUAAAUGCAGCUAUCGGGACGUGGUUAAAAUGGUGGCGGACACGAGCGAAGUGAAACUGCGCAUUCGGGAGAGGUACGUGGUGCAGAUCACCCCGGCCUUCAAGUGCACGGGCAUCUGGCCUAGGAGUGCCGCCCAAUGGCCCAUGCCUCACAUUCCGUGGCCCGGGCCGAACCGAGUGGCGGAGGUGAAAGCGGAGGGCUUUAACCUUCUCUCCAAAGAGUGCUACUCGUUAACGGGUAAACAGAGCUCGGCGGAGAGCGACGCAUGGGUCUUGCAGUUUGGCGAGGCCGAGAACAGGCUUCUGAUGUCUGGCUGCAGAAAGAAGUGUCUCUCUAUUCUAAAGACUCUCCGUGACCGACAUCUCGAGCUGCCGGGACAGCCGCUACAUAACUACCACAUGAAGACCCUGCUGCUGUACGAGUGCGAGAAACACCCGCGGGAGACCGACUGGGAUGAGUCGUGCCUGGGCGACCGUCUGAACGGUAUCCUUCUUCAGCUCAUCUCCUGUCUGCAGUGCCGCCGGUGCCCGCAUUACUUCUUACCCAAUCUAGACCUGUUUCAGGGUAGACCACACUCGGCCCUGGAGACAGCGGCCAAACAAACCUGGAGACUGGCGAGAGAAAUCCUCACUAAUGCGAAAAGUUUGGAUAAACUGUAAAAUGGUAAAUAAAAACUAAAGACAUUUUAUGUCGGUGAAAAUGAACGGGACGUUUGAGAUCACAACACUGAAAGUGGAGAGACUGUGAUCUUGGUGCUCUUAAAAUAAUGAAACCAAGAAUAAAUGAUUAAAAAGAUCGUAGGAAAAAGAUCCCGAAGCGUUUGCAUUUGUCAAGGCUCAAACGGGACUUUGCAAGAGACAGAAGGUACAUUUCAAGAUAAGUGUAAUGAUUUUGUUGUUUGUUUGAACUGUUUUCACAAAGUGAAAUUUUUAUUUAAAUAUAUGCACAAGAUCUUUAAAUGCGAAUUACAAAAUGUAGCGUGCCAAGUUCAAUUAUUUUCAUGAUGUGAUCGAAAAUUGAAACGUAAUAAAACCAUGACACGAUGAAAUUUAAACUUGGCAUUUGUCAUUACUGAAUUUGAAGACAAGCUUUUUUUUAAGCUAAGCUUUUGACGUUGAUGGGGUUGUAAUACAAGAGCGAACACAUAAAUACAUUCGUCUUCGUUGAUUAAAAAAACAAUUGUUGAAUUUAUAUCAGGGCAGUAUGUUUUGCUAUCAU
Molecule: messenger RNA, 2179 nt
Organism: Triplophysa rosa
Lineage: Eukaryota; Metazoa; Chordata; Actinopteri; Cypriniformes; Nemacheilidae
Gene: mab21l2
Product: mab-21-like 2
Exons: 1
Coding region: 541-1620 (359 amino acids)
Source: RefSeq, a predicted model, not a curated record